AUGAAUCGGCAGCUAACCAAAGAAGAGAUUCAGAAGAUCUUCCAACGUUGGCAACAGUUAAGAGACCACUUUGGGGAACAGGCUGUAAAUGUACCUGAGUUCACACAAUUGAACAAAGUAAUCAACUUUAUGAAGAGUCAACAAGCUCAAAGACAACAGCAGUUACAGCAGCAGCAACAGCAACAGCAGCAACAACAACAACAAAAACCUCCAGCUCAGCCACAACAGUCAAACAGGGACUUAUCUCAACAAUCAAAUACUCCAAUUUCAAUGCAACAACAACCAAACCAAUACAUAUCGCAGAACAAUCAAUCAAAUUACAACAACCAACAAUAUCCUAAUCAGGCACAGUCCCCGAUGACAGGUGGAAUGAUCAGCCAAUCGAAUAAUGGAGCGUCACUCAGUCAGAAUGCAAAUUUAAUGACCCUGGUGAAGACUCCCAUGAGUGUUGGUAGUGGUGGAGGUGCCCCACCAAACAAUCAAUAUCAAGGAAAUCAAAUGUCUGCAGGUCAGCAACAACAGUUUGGAUUUCAGCAAUCCCCUCCUCAAUCUAAUCAAAAUAUGAUGGCCAACCAACCACCACCACCACAACAACCCCAACCACAAUCCCAGCCUGGCGCAGGAGGAGAAUCUGCAUUUACAACUCAUCAAUUCCAAUUACUUAAAUCUCAAUUUCAGGCUUUGAAAUAUUUACACAAACCACCUGGAUCUGGAAAUCCUCCUAUUCCUCAAAAUUUGAGUUCGUUUGUCACUAAUGAAUCUUCAGCAUAUCCUAAUGGAAAUUAUUUACCUGCAGUUAGUCAAACAAAGAACUUGAGACAAGCUUCUUCGGAGACUGGGCAACUCCCAUCGAAUCAAAUACCGAUCGGUGGUCAACAGCAACAACAACCUCAACCACAGCAACCCCCACAAAUGAAUCUUGUUACUGGUCAAAAUAUGUCUCCUUCUCCAAUUAUGGGAGACAAGGGUCUUCCAAUGGAAAAGAAAAAGGGAAAGCGAGGUCCAAAACCCAAGAAUCCAGCCCAACCUAAGAAGCUUACCAAGAAACAAAUCAAAAUGGAAGAAGAAAAACGAUUGGCAGCCGAAAGAGAAGCAUUCGAAUUACAAAAGAGGGUUCAACAACAAGAACAACUUGCGAAAGCGGCUUCUGCAACUCCAAAAGUUAUUCAACCAAUACUUUCUGAUCCAAACCCUCCUGUUAAUAUUAAUGAAUUGGUUCCUGAUAAGAGCAAAACCACUAAAGUGAUCAUUCCGGUUAGUAUGCCAAACAUUCAAGUUGAUGCAUAUGAAAUACCUGAUUUGGUUGGAGAUGUAGUUAAAGAUAUUUCACUUAGUGCAUUAUAUUCUCCUCAAAGUAGACUCCAAUUCCCAGGGUUGUUACCAACUGGUAUCAGUAUGGAAGAUAUUGCCUAUAACAAAGAUGCAUUUAUAAUUAUUCAAAUCGAGCAAGAAAUAGAUCGUUUGAAAAAGGAAUUAUCGUUGGUCCAAGAGAAUGAUGAAGAACAUAAAUUAGAAUUAGAAGCUGAAUUGGCAAAAUUGGAAUUGUUACCAUAUCAAAAGCAAUUACGUGGGAAAGUUCUUACUCAAACUUGGUUUAAUAAGUCACUUCUUCCCAAUUCACAUCCUAAUUUCUUAGCCAGAUUCAAUACAUUAUCAUUGGAAAAUGUGGUAGUGACACAAGAUUUAUACAGACAUCAACUCAAGACAUUAAUGGCAGCUCAAAAUCAACAACAUAAAAAGACGAUCGAUGAAAUUCUUUCAUAUAGUAGAGCAUGUAAUACCGAAUUCAUGAGAAGGAAAGAUAGAUUGAAUAAAUUUGCAUCCAAAGUCACCAGUUUCCAUAAUCUGACUGAGAAAGAAGAGAAAAGACGUCUUGAGAGAAUAGUAAAACAACGUUUACAAGCUUUGAAACUGAAUAAUGAAGAGGAAUAUAUUAGAUUAUUGGAUAAAACCAAAGAUACAAGAAUUACUCAUUUAUUAAAUCAAACUAAUCAAUUCUUGGAUUCUUUAGCCCAAGCCGUGAAAACUCAACAAAAGGAAACCCAUGAAAGUCUAGUUGAAAGAGGUCGUAUUGCCGAUGAAGGGGAAUUUGAUGACACCGCUCCCGAUAGUGAAGAAAAGCGAGAAAAGAUUGAUUAUUAUAAUGUUGCUCAUCGUAUUAAGGAAGAAAUAUUCAAACAACCAUCAAUCUUAGUUGGAGGGACUUUGAAAGAAUAUCAAAUCAAGGGUUUACAAUGGAUGGUAUCUUUGUUUAAUAAUCAUUUGAAUGGUAUAUUGGCAGAUGAAAUGGGGUUAGGUAAGACAAUUCAAACUAUUUCGUUAAUUACAUAUCUUAUUGAAGCUAAAAAAAUCCCAGGACCAUUUUUGGUUAUUGUUCCAUUAUCUACGGUGACGAAUUGGAAUUUGGAAUUUGAGAAAUGGGCUCCAAGUGUCAAGAAGAUUGUAUAUAAGGGUACUCCUAAUCAACGUAAAAUUUUACAACAGGAUAUUAGAAGUGGUAAUUUCCAAGUUUUGUUAACUACUUAUGAAUAUAUUAUAAAAGACAAGGCUCUUCUUUCUAGAACUAAAUGGGUACAUAUGAUUAUUGAUGAAGGUCAUCGUAUGAAGAAUAGCAGUUCGAAGUUGUCAGAAACAUUAUCUCAUGCUUAUCAUAGUGAUUACCGUUUGAUUUUAACUGGUACACCAUUACAGAAUAAUUUACCUGAAUUGUGGGCAUUAUUGAAUUUCGUGCUUCCAAAGAUUUUCAACUCGGUGAAAUCAUUUGAUGAAUGGUUUAAUACUCCAUUCGCGAAUACUGGUGGACAAGAUAAGAUUGAAUUAAGUGAAGAAGAAACUUUGUUGGUUAUUAGAAGAUUACAUAAAGUCUUGAGACCGUUCUUGUUAAGAAGAUUAAAGAAGGAUGUUGAAAAAGAUUUACCAAACAAAGUUGAAAAGGUUGUUAAAUGUAAGAUGUCAGCAUUGCAAUCGAAAUUAUAUCAACAGAUGUUAAGAUUUAAUAUCUUAUAUGCUGGUGAUGCUUCGAAUGGAAGUAUUCCCGUUACAAUCAAAAAUGCCAAUAAUCAAAUCAUGCAAUUGAGAAAGAUUUGUAAUCAUCCAUUUGUUUAUGAAGAAGUUGAAAAUUUGAUUAAUCCUACCGUUGAAACAAAUGAUAAGAUUUGGAGAGUAGCUGGUAAAUUUGAAUUAUUAGAUAAGAUCCUUCCCAAAUUCAAGAAAACUAAUCAUAAAGUAUUGAUAUUUUUCCAAAUGACACAAAUUAUGGAUAUUAUGGAAGAUUUCUUACGAUUCAGAAACAUGAAAUAUAUGAGAUUGGAUGGUUCUACCAAAGCGGAUGAUAGAACUGAAUUAUUAAAACUUUUCAAUGCUCCUGAUUCAGAUUAUUUCUGCUUUUUGUUAUCAACAAGAGCUGGUGGGUUGGGUCUUAAUUUACAAACUGCGGAUACAGUUAUUAUAUUCGAUAGUGAUUGGAAUCCACAUCAAGAUUUACAAGCCCAAGAUAGAGCCCAUCGUAUUGGACAAAAGAACGAAGUUAAGAUUUUGAGACUUAUUACUGAAGAUUCGGUUGAAGAAAUGAUUUUGGAAAGAGCGGCAGCCAAAUUGGAAAUUGAUGGGAAAGUUAUUCAGGCUGGUAAAUUUGAUAAUAAAUCUACGGCAGAAGAACAAGAAGCAAUGUUGAGAGCUUUGAUUGAGAAGGAAGAAGAAAGAAGACAAAAGGGCAGUGAUGACGAGGAGGAUGAAAUGGAUGAAGAUGAAUUGAAUCAAAUUAUUUCCAGAAAUGAAAUGGAGUUGGAAACAUUUAGAAGACUCGACGAGGAAAGAGCGGCCGCAACGAAGCAAGCAGGGUAUACCACUAGAUUAUUUACUGAACAGGAAUUGCCUGAGGUAUAUAGGAGGGAUCCUGAAGAAUUUAUGAAAAAGGAAGAUGAAAUCUUGGAAGACUAUGGUCGUGGUGCAAGAGAAAGAAAGGCAAUGACUUAUGAUGAUAAUUUAACUGAAGAACAAUGGUUGAAACAAAUCGAAGGAGUUCUUUCAGAAGAUAGUGAUUCUGAUGAUAUUGAAGUAAAGCCCAAGAAAUCUAGAGGUAGACCUCGUGGACGUCCAAAAUCAAGAGAUCCAGAUGCUGACAUUAAAGAUGAAUCACCAGAGCCUAGUCAGACUGAAUCUGAAGUACCUCUGAAACGGUCGAUAAUGGAUGAUUCUGAUGAAUUUGUACCCGCUAAGAGGGCCAAAUCUUCUACACCAAAAGUUGUUGCUCCGACAAGAGGUAGAGGACGUGGUCGUGGUAGAGGCCGUGGAAGGGGAUCUUUGUUGAAUCGUUCAACUCCAACUGUUGAUCCAUUGACUCCAGAUGAACGAGCUAAGCUUCAGAAUAUGAUAGAGAAUAUAUUAGGUUUGAUUAUGAAUUAUAAGAAUGAACAUGACCGAAGAUUAAGUGAUUUGUUUUUGGUGAAACCAUCCAAGAGAUUGUAUCCUGAUUACUACGUUUUGAUCAAACAUCCAAUUGCUUUGGAUGUUGUUAAGAAGAGAAUUUCAUCAAAAAGUUAUACUCAAAUUCGAGAAAUGUUGGAAGAUAUUCAUUUAAUGUUUAGUAAUGCCAAGAUUUAUAAUGAAGAAGGAUCAAUUGUUUAUCAGGAUGCGGCAUAUUUGGAAAAGUUGGCAAUUGAUAAAUUCCGAGAACUUGCAACCGCCACUGGUAUGUCAGUUGAAGAGAUUGAAAAAUGUUUAGAUUUCCAAAGCUUUGAUGAAACAUUUAAUUUGAAACCAUUGGUGGUUCCAUCAGCUAUGAAACAUCCUCUUGAAUCCAAAUUAGAGAAGCUUGAUAAUGGAGAAAUGAUAGAUAGCCCAAUUGUGGGAAUCCCUAUGAGUGUAGAUACAGAAGCAUCAACACUAGGUAAUUUUUAA
Hemisphaericaspora subhashii is the source of this 4899-nucleotide messenger RNA. RefSeq names its product SWI/SNF catalytic subunit (gene SNF2). Lineage: Eukaryota; Fungi; Ascomycota; Pichiomycetes; Serinales; Debaryomycetaceae. The coding region runs from base 1 to 4899 and encodes 1632 amino acids. Gene Ontology annotation, biological process: positive regulation of transcription by RNA polymerase II. Gene Ontology annotation, cellular component: nucleus. The record is from RefSeq and is a predicted model, not a curated record. The transcript has a single exon. Gene Ontology annotation, molecular function: histone binding; DNA binding; ATP-dependent chromatin remodeler activity.